CUGUGUGUUCUCCUUUUGAGUUAGCUAAGUGAUUCCAAUUAGCUUCAUAAUCUUUGACUGGAUUUAUUUUUAGCUAGCGAUUAAAGAGUCGUUGGAGGGUAUUCACUCUGUUCCUGCACAUAGAAAAAAUAUAAAUGUAUGCACUCACUAACUGUAAGUCGCUCUGUAUAAGAGCGUCUGCUAAAUGACUAAAAUGUAAAUGUAAAUAGAAAGUGUGUAAAUCCAUAGACCAGAUCAGAGGCUGAUCUAGCUAGGUCAGGAUUAACAGCUCCUCGAGACCGCGCUGGCUGCUCAGUUAUUGAAAGGAAUCUCUCUACUACACACGUUGGGCGGCAUUGGCAAGUUAGCUCGCUACCUAGCAAAUGCAAACUACACAGAACCGAUAGGUUUUCACAACAUGUCAUAUCGGAGGACAAUUAAAAUAGUGUGUGGGUUCGCUGGCGGAUCAGCAGUGCUGGUUGUUGCGGCUGCCGCAGCUCAAUACCCGGGCUGUUUCGGCCACACGCGAGCCGCUCAGUGGAGCCUUUUCAAUGUUUUGCAAGCUGCACAGCCAGCGGGGAACCGCACUGUUGCAUCUACUGGACAUGCCUGGGACUUCAACUGGGAUAAGCGGGACCUGUCUGCACUGUUGACACAUGGGAAGAAGAAGGAGAUCUUCAGUGAAGACCCAAGCUCAGAGCAGGACAAAGCCAAACCCAAAGCCACACGCAACAUCCUCCUCAUCAGACACUCCCAGUACAACCUGAGUGGCUUUGGGUUUGGAGACCAUGAGAGAAUCCUCACCCCUUUAGGUCGGGAGCAGGCUGAGUUUACUGGUCAGCAGUUGGCUGCCCUGGGGCUAAAGUAUGACAUCAUGGUCAGGGCCACCGAGACGGCCAACAUCAUCAGCAAAUACCUCCCAGGGGUAGAGCUGGUGAGCUGUGAUUUGCUAAGAGAAGGGGCGCCCAUCGAACCUGUGCCUCCUGUCACCCACUGGAAGCCAAACGCCGUGGGCCCUGCAAUUUCCCCCGGAGGGCUGGCAGAGGAUUGGGCUGAACAACGGCACCAUCACCUGGCUCACUGUGCGCCCCAGCGGCAGGGUGGCACUGAGGACACUGGGAGACUCAGGGUUCAUGCCCCCGGACAGACUCACACGGACCUGACCACGUUCCACCUACAGUAUUCACUCGUUCUCUCUCUGAGAGGUUCAGAUGUUGGUCGCAGGGUGAUCUGAAUGGCUCUUGAUUUCUGCUUAAGUGUCUUGAAAGUUACUUUUUGUGUUAUUUAUGAGAUAUGCUGUGGUGUUUUGUUGUGAUCAACUACCCUGCCAUCGUUUGCCAACUAGGGGAGAGUGGGGUAAGUUGAGCCACCCCUUGUUUCAAGGAAACCAUACACAAAAUUAAUCAUGUGACCAAAUAUUUAGGAAGAGGGCAUCAUUUCAUGAAGUCUGUGAAGGAAGAAACCAUAUGGUAAGCAAGUUAGGGCCCAAAAAUGGAUUUUCACAAAGUCAAAUGAAUUUGUGUUAUAGGUUUCAUGAUAAUUUGGAGGGUACUUAUAUUUGUCCUAUUUCACACAACUACAAGUGUGUAUUAAUACACAUGAUUUGGAAAUGUUUUUUUGCGUAUCUCACCUCCCCCUGAGACACACUCAGAGAGUGGGGUCACAGCCAGGGUCUGCCAUGAUCAACGAUGACCGUGAAGCAAUUAGGGUUCAGUGCCUUGCUCAAGGGCACAUCAGCAGAUCUUUUUACCUUGUCGGCUCUGGUAUUGGAUUUCAGUCACUGACCCAACGCUCUAACCGCUAGGCCAGCUGAUGCUUGUAUCUAAACCUAAGUAGAUCGUUUUAAGAUAGUUUUAUACAGCAGUUGGGGGUCUCUAUAAGCUACAAUAUGAGGUCCUAAACUUAGCAUGAAAGUGCAUCCUUGUAGCUGUGUGGGCUAAUAUAGUCAACAUGUUUGCCUUGCGGUAAGUUGAGCCAAUACCACCAUGACUCAUACAAAUUAUGAUUGCAUUUUGUCCGUUUUAUGCAUGAUAUGCAUAUACUUUUUGCAAUGUGUCAUGCAUAUGAACUCAAUAUAGUGAAUUUGUAUUGUUACAGAGCAGACCUCAUCAUGUCUGUGUAUACAAACGUUAAGCAAGAAGGGAUCUAGCCCCCCCUUGAGGUUCUUGACAGAGCAGCCAAGGAAUGAAAAAAUAGACUGAAUGACACUGAAGAGGUACAUUGACAAAAAAAAAGAAACAAACAUGUACCUGUUUGAAAGAGAGGCUGUGGCGGAGGCACACAAGGUCUUAUCUGAUGACAUGGAGUAUGAGCUUGCUAAACAUAUCAAGAAUCUCGCGGACCAGUUUCAUGGGCUUAGUAGCCUCAAAUUUAGAGAACUUGGCACAGCGAAACAUCCCUGUCCCAGAUAACUGGUCAAGAAAUGGAAGGGUAAGUGAUAUUGAACAGCGAGAUCUAUAUCUGAAUGUAGGCAUACAUUUCAGAUAUUCAAUAUACCACAACCCCCAUUCCAUGAAUUCAACUUUGACCUACCAGUACCACUACCCACUUACCCCAAGGCGGCUCAACUUACCCUGUCCCUAUACUCAACUUACCCCGUACCUGGGGGAGGUUGUGCCAAGAGACCACUUUCUGGACAAGCUAUGUUUUCAAAAAUGUCCAGGGAUACACAACAUCCUGAAAUAUAUGUAGAUAUCUUUGUUAGAAAGAAUACUAUAUUUCCCUUGACACACUGAAUGUAAAAAAUUGCUCAACAUACAGAAUAUGUUGUGCCCUUCCUGUCUUGAUUUUGUAUUAAACUGAAGGGGAUUUUGUAUUGAAGCAGGUUUCUCAAUGAACUGUUGCUGUAACCACGCCCUUCUUAACUCCAAAAGCUGAUGUGAUGAUGACUGCCAGGGCCCACUCAACACUCAUUAUGAAUGUAAACAGUAUGCGAGUUUCAAAGACAAAGUGACAGAAGGAUUUUUAAACCAAAAUCGUUCUAAAUCUGUAUGGCUUAUUUACUGUAAUGCUGUAAAUGCUUAUCAUGCUCAGUCCUUUUGUAUUUGGAUCAAGGCUUCCUCUAAGGAGGUUUAGAUACAGUUGUGUUGUGUUCAGUAGAAACAUGCAAUAAAGGAGACA
Coregonus clupeaformis (lake whitefish) is the source of this 3099-nucleotide messenger RNA. Its product is annotated as serine/threonine-protein phosphatase PGAM5, mitochondrial. Lineage: Eukaryota; Metazoa; Chordata; Actinopteri; Salmoniformes; Salmonidae. The record is from RefSeq and is a predicted model, not a curated record. Gene Ontology annotation, biological process: positive regulation of mitochondrial fission. Gene Ontology annotation, cellular component: mitochondrion. Bases 398 to 1213 code for a protein of 271 amino acids. The transcript is spliced from 5 exons.